AUGAAAGUGGUGGACACCUUCACUUGUCUGGGCAGCACCCUCUCCCGCACCACCAAAAUCAACGACGAAGUUGCCCGCCACAUAUACAAUGCCAGUCAGGCCGUCGGCCGUCAGCAGAACACCGUUUUGAACCGUCACGGUCUCCAUCUCAACGCGAUGCUGAAGAUGUACAAGGCAGUCAUCCUACCGACGCUGCUGUAUGGAGCGCAGAUCUGGAUGGUCUACAAGAAGCAUACGCGGAGACUGAAUCGCUUCCACCCCUGCUGUCUUCGGUGGAUACUGAAGCUGAAGUGGCAGGACCGGACACCCGGCAGUGACGUACUGAAGCGGAGGGGAAUCCUCAGCAUCUACAUCAUGAUGGGACAACUGUAA
Messenger RNA from Spirometra erinaceieuropaei, 372 nucleotides. The record is from the annotation of a GenBank genome assembly. NCBI's taxonomy places the organism in Eukaryota, Metazoa, Platyhelminthes, Cestoda, Diphyllobothriidea, Diphyllobothriidae.